AUGUACUGGUCGCCUCUAUCGAAAACCAUGUUGUUUCUCCAAGUUCCUUGUGUGACAUUAAAGGAUCGUCUUCUCAUUGGGAUCUUGGCAGUCUUUUCCCAAAGACAGAGCGCAAAGAAAUGCACUCGUGCAGACUCACUUCCGCGUGUAUAUACAGAAGAAAUAUGCUUCCCAUGUGACCGCAAAGAACCGCGAUAA
This is a messenger RNA of Chondrus crispus (carragheen), 198 nucleotides long. RefSeq lists its product as hypothetical. The record is from RefSeq and is a predicted model, not a curated record. The coding region runs from base 1 to 198 and encodes 65 amino acids. NCBI's taxonomy places the organism in Eukaryota, Rhodophyta, Florideophyceae, Gigartinales, Gigartinaceae. The transcript has a single exon.